Lindgomyces ingoldianus is the source of this 693-nucleotide messenger RNA. RefSeq lists its product as uncharacterized. The record is from RefSeq and is a predicted model, not a curated record. The transcript has 5 exons. Lineage: Eukaryota; Fungi; Ascomycota; Dothideomycetes; Pleosporales; Lindgomycetaceae. The coding region runs from base 1 to 693 and encodes 230 amino acids.
AUGAAAGCGAUUGUUAUCACGGUGGUGUGCUUUUGGUACACGGAUGGUGCAGGAGAUGUAUACGUGUUUGGUAGGCUUGUGUGGCAAGAGGGGGUGGGAGAGGAGUGCUGGGGGGAGUGGAGGUGGAGUAUAGGGGAGUUUGGGGAUAUGGAAGAUACGGAAUAUAUGGAGGACACGGCCCUCACGGCUAUAGAUUCGUUUCUGGGUGGUGGAGGCACGGCGGUGACCAUGUCAAGUGCGGAAACAAUUAACAUAACUCACAAUCUCAACGCGUCACCACCCACACAACAUAUAUUUCUCCCACCUUUGGAUAGUAUAACCGUAAUGGGGCAAUGGCAUAGCUGUUCCAUUGCAAGUCGUAGUGCAGUUGAAGUCAGGAAACCGCUUAUUCAGAACCCAACAGGAGCCGAAGGGAAGGAAAAGACAGCUCGGUUGUUGGCCCAUUUGGAGGGUUUGGAUGGUUUGAGCGUGAUGAGCAGACAAUUAAGGAAACGGUUUCUCGAAACGGUCUUGAAAAGUUUUUGGUUCUUGAACAAGAGCCUAGGGGGUCGCAGAUUGUUGAAAGUCGGUUGGGUUGUAGAUGAGGGUAGACUUAUUGAUGAUGAGAAGGGUCAUGUGCAAUUAAAGGGGACUCACGGCAAGACGUUUUAUCUGUGGAAUUCAAGAAUGGCCUGUUGGGAAAACAGCCGUUAA